Molecule: messenger RNA, 1290 nt
Organism: Schizophyllum commune H4-8
Lineage: Eukaryota; Fungi; Basidiomycota; Agaricomycetes; Agaricales; Schizophyllaceae
Exons: 2
Coding region: 1-1290 (429 amino acids)
Source: RefSeq, a predicted model, not a curated record
AUGCUCUGGGCCCUCCUUGUCGCGGUUCUCGUCGGCGUGAAGGAUUGUGUCGUUCUCGCCGCCCCCGACCGCGGUGAUCUCCCACCGGUCCGGACGUACCACGGCUUGUCCGACACAUCCACCCCCCUCAGCUCAAGUGCCUACCUCGUACCCUCCAAUGUGCCUCGAAGCAUACCACACACAGCAUCAUCUUCAGCGGACUCCCCCAAACCCCUCCCAUGUGCCUUCACCAUCGACUUCCCCGCGCCGCCCCUCCGCUUCGACCUAUGUCCCCUCCUCGGUGGCACAGACCCGCUAACGAUCACAUCGCACGAAGAGACGCCGCCGACGCAUACGGACUACACAUACACAGUGGGCCGCGGCGCGCCUGUGCAGCGCGAUCGGACGAUGCCUGAUGAGCUGCAGUGCGCGGAAGGGACAUGGGUAUGCUUGCAAGUCAUCAACUCGCGUCCAAACCAUCCAUCCGAACCGCCACGCGUACUGCAAGUCGUACCGGUCGCUGGCGAGCCGGGCCUACGCCCGACCGCGAAGCGCGUCCAGCGCAAACUCAGAGACUCGGACACCGAAGUAGACGCCCUCCGCGUCGUCCUCCACGGCGGUAGCUACACCUCGCGCUCCCAGAAAGCCGUCUUCGACUUCAUCUGCGCGAGCGAGACAACCCCGCCCACCCUCUCCUGGACUUUUAAUGGCACGCACGCCUUCGAAUGGUCUUCCGAGCACGCCUGCGGGAAGGCCGUCGUGCCUACCACUCCGCCUCCAUCUACCUCUGAGCCACCUUCACCCACGGGUCCGGGCGACGACGGGGAUACCGAGAACCCACCCUCCGAUCCCGAAUCGCCAGAUCAAGGGCACGGCGACAUAAAUCGCCCCGCGCCUUCGCCUACACACCCGCUCCUGCGUCUCGCCUUCAUCGCUGGCGGCCUCUUCUUCCUCUACUACGCCUUCCGCACCUUACUGCCGAAGCUACACACCGCUAUGCUCCGGAGGAAGGCAAGGCGGACGCGCGGCAGCGGGGUGCUGCCCGCGUCACGCUUCGCGGGGCUUGUGCCGGCGCAGUUCGUCCGGCGAGCUGGAUACGAGCCGCUUUUCGACGCGGGCGAUCUGGAAGACGAGGAAACGCGAAACAUCGGCGAAGCCGCGGAUCUGGAGAGUAGAUCGGGGGCGAGGGCUCAUGGCGGAGGUGAAGACAGGAGAUUAGGACCGAGUGCAUAUGGCGACGCUUACCAGGACGAAGCGAGCCCUCUGAGCGCGACAUUCCCGGCGAGGGGAGCAUAUGGAGCGGCGAGAUAG